CAGAGCGGAAGUAGCUAAGCUAUCAGGGUUAGCGUAUUCAGCUCUCUCCGCAUUGUCCUGGUUUGUGUGUCUGUUUGUGUGAGAGGUGAAUGUGUUGAGUGUGUGCAGCAACAAUGUCUUCAGUUCAGUCUCUGAGAGAGUUUAUCAGCGAGCGACUAACUGCUGCUGCUGAAGAAAUAUUCACAGAGUUUGAAAAAACCAUCGUCCGGUACGAGGAAGAGAUCGAUCGUCAGCGCAGACUGCUGGACAUCAGCUGGAAACCUCACACACACCUGCACACAACAGGUCCAGAACUCCCACAGCAUUGUGUCUGGAAGGAGGAGGUUCUCACUAACCAGCAGCUCUAUAAUCAGGAGAGGAACUCCAGUUUGGACCAGGAGGAACCAGAACCUCCACAAAUUGAAGAUGAUCAGGAGGAAAUCUGUUCCAGUCAGGAUGAAGAACAGCUUUCAGUGAAGCAGGAGUAUGAUACAUUUAUGGUGACACCUGCUUAUGAGGAAAUUAAGUACAAGAAAUCAGAACAUGCUCAGGAGGAACCAGAACCUCCACAACAGGAGGAGCUCUGUAUUGAUCAGGAUGAAGAACAGCUUUUAUUGAUGCAGGAGACGGAGGGAAGGAACCACUGGGAACCAGAAAAAAACAUCGUCCAGAACAAGAAAGAACUCAAUCGUCAGCGCAGAACGUUGAAGACCAGCUGGAAACCUCAGACAAAGCUACACAGAAUAGGUCUUCCACAGCAUCACACCUGGAAGGAGGAAGAUGUUCUUACUGACCAAUGGCUCUGUAACCAGGACAGGAACUCCAGUUCAGACCAGGCGGAACCCGGACUUCCACAGAUAAAAGAGGAACAUGAGGAUCUAGAACCUCCACAGAUUAAAGAGGAACAGAAGGAUCCAGAACCUCCACAGGGAAACCCAAAAAAUCUAGAGAUGAAAGAGGAGCAGGAGACGGAAACCUUUAUGGUAACUCCAGUUUAUAAGGAAAAAAAUCACAAUGAACCAGAACCAAACAGGAAACAAUGGUUCUUUCAGAACUCUUCUGUGUCUGAGAGCCAAGUUCAGGAAGGAAGCAAAAAAAACUCGGAAUUCAGCAGAGACGAAGAGCUGAAACAACAUAAGAAAAGUUCACAAACCAGAGGUCAUGGUGACAAUGAAGACCACCCAAAAGCAAAAAGCAAUCCCAAAAAGCGUUUUGUGUGUUUGACUUGUGGAAAAAAAUUCUGUGUAAAAAAUUAUUUAACUGUUCACAUGAGAACUCACACAGGUGAGAGACCUUUUACUUGUCAGAUCUGUGGAAAAAGUUACUGUGAAUAUAAUGGCUUUAACUACCACAUGAAAACUCACACAGGUGAGAGACCUUUCUCAUGUCAGACCUGUGGAAAAAGUUUUGUUAGUAAAUAUUUGUUGAAUAUUCACGUGUUAACCCACACAGGUGAGAAGCCUUUUUCAUGCCAGACAUGUAGAAAACGUUUUGUUCGCAAAGAUACUUUGAACACUCACGUGAAAUUUCACACAGAUUUUGGGGUUUGUUAA
Molecule: messenger RNA, 1532 nt
Organism: Nematolebias whitei (Rio pearlfish)
Lineage: Eukaryota; Metazoa; Chordata; Actinopteri; Cyprinodontiformes; Rivulidae
Product: zinc finger protein 41
Exons: 4
Coding region: 114-1532 (472 amino acids)
Biological process (GO): regulation of transcription by RNA polymerase II
Cellular component (GO): transcription regulator complex; PcG protein complex
Molecular function (GO): DNA-binding transcription factor activity, RNA polymerase II-specific; RNA polymerase II cis-regulatory region sequence-specific DNA binding
Source: RefSeq, a predicted model, not a curated record